Messenger RNA from Dentiscutata heterogama, 389 nucleotides. Lineage: Eukaryota; Fungi; Glomeromycota; Glomeromycetes; Diversisporales; Gigasporaceae. The record is from the annotation of a GenBank genome assembly.
UUGACAAUACACCAUCAUAUUUUGAUUUAAAUAACUGUCUUCAAGAUAUUGAAAUUGAACAAAAUAAUAAUAUCAAUGUUACUGAUACUAAUAUUAUUGAGGAGAUUUUUGAAAUUAAUAAAAAUGAUGAAUAUGAUGAAUAUAAUAGUUAUGGUAAAGAGAGUUCUAUUUCAGCUAGAUCACAUAGAAAUUUUCGCCAAAAUCAAGCCAAAAUGCUAAACCUAGUACAUGAUAAUGCUAAUCAAAUGGUCGAAGGUUUAACCAGUUCAUCUAAUAACUCUUUAGCUAAUUUAUUAGCAAAUGUAUUAAAUAACUUUUUUCAUGAUCUGGAUGAAGAAAUUCCAACUGAAGAUGUUUUGAAUAAAAAUAAUAUUAUACAUUUAAUUUAA